AUGAGUGGUGACCUAACUUAUACGCAUUAUCAAAUGGCUACGAAUGAUUUUGCCAAUGAUUUGAAAAGUUUAUCUUUAUCUGAAACAGCAAAUAAAUAUUCAAAUAUAAUUGAACGUUUAAUUAUUCAAUUAAAACAUGCAACACCAAAUGGAUUAAUGGAAAAUAAACCAUUUGGUGUUGUUAUUAUUGAUAAUUUAUAUCGAAUAAUUCCAAUUUUUGAUAAAAAAUUAUCAGAUGAUAAUGAAAAUUCGCAUCAAACAAAUUUAUUUUUAGAAGCAUUAUCAAAUACAUUUCAUGGUUUAUGUUUAUUAGAAUUAUUUCUUGCAAUUAAAGAUUCAUAUCGUCUUGAAAUUAUUUUUCAUAAUUAUAUUCCUUUACUUAAAGAAAAUUAUUUUACAAAUGACAAUAGAUAUGAUCAUCUCGUUAAUUGUUUAUUACCUAUCAUUGCUUAUUCAAGUCCAUUACUUCCAGUUAAUGAAGCUGAUCUACCACCAAAUUUUCUUUCAUUUUUACUUGAAUUUACUAAAAGUAAUUGGCAAAAUCAACAAAGAAAUACAAUUAUUAAUAAUAUUCUUCAUUUAAUAAAAGUAUUUAGUAGAACACCAACAUUAGUACCAAUGGUAAUUCGUACUGAAUGGCCAAAUGCAUGUAUUCAAUGGAUAAAAGAAACUGGACCAAGACCACUAUAUGAAACUGAUUAUUUAAUUAAUCUUAUUUUAUCAAAACUUGCUCGACAUACAAUUUCUGUUGAAGUAUUAAACCAAUUAGAUUGUAUUAAUGCUCUAACUGAAAGUCAUGAACAAAUGGAAAAAGAUCAUAAUGAAGAAGAUUAUUUAUGUAUUCGUUUUAUUCAAUGUAUAACUCAUGCUUUACUUGAAGAAGCCAGUACAAUCAAACAAAAAGUUAUUGUACCUAAUAAACAAGGUUGUCAUAUACUUGAUCAAAUGAUUUCAUUUGUAAUGACUGCUUCACAAACUGGUGUAUAUUUUUACAAAUGUUGUCAUGUAGCAGAAGUUUUAUGUGCUUUAAGUAAAUUAUUUAUUAAUGAUGAAUUACUUAUCAAAUGUUUAAAUGAACAUAAUCAAUUAUUAGAUUGUUUAUGUCAAUUACUUAUUAAAAAUGCAACAAUGACACAUAAUACAAACCGACUUGAUCAAUUUUUGAAUGAUGAAACAUUAAUAGGAUUAGUUAAUCUUUUAUGGAGUAUAUCAUUUCAUGAAUCUUAUCAUGAAAAAUUCAAAUCAAAUAUUAAUUUUAUGAAUAAAUUAUCAAAUUUAGCUACAUCAUCAUUAUUAUAUACAACUACACAAAUUAAAGCAAUUCCACGUGAUACAAGUUCAAUAAAAAAAGCAGCCGAAGGAAUUUUAUGGAAUUUAAAAUUUUCAUAUUUACCUACAACAAAAGAAAAUUCAGAACAACAAUCACAUAUUAUGAUUAGUUAUUCACAUUGUAAUUCAAUAUUUUGUCAUGAACUUGUUGAACAUUUAUCUAAUCAUAUACCUGUUUGGGUUGAUUAUAAACAAGAACAUAGUAGUAUUUAUUCAGAUGAUCUUUGGGAAGAAAUUGCUGGUGCUAUGGAAACAGCUACUAUUAUUGUUUUAAUUGUAUCAAAAGAAUAUUAUGAUUCAAAAUCAUGUAGACAAGAACUUUCCUAUGCUUGUGAUACAUUAAAAAAACGUAUUGUACCUGUAUAUCCUCCAAAUCAAACUUAUAAAGCAAAUGGUUGGCUUGGAAUUCGUAUAGCUGGACAAAAAUAUGUACAUUUUGGACGAAGUAUUUUUACAAGUGCUCUUCAUGAACUUCUUUCUAUUUUGGCUGUUGAUCAAAAGUCUAUUACAACACAAAAAUCAUCCAAUAAUAUAAUUUCAACAAAAUCGGAUAAACAAGAAAAUUCAUUAAAAAAUUGGGUAUCAAAAGAUAUUCAAAAAUGGUUUAAUGAUAAUCAUAUUCAUAAUGAUUUAAUUACACUUUUUGCUGAUGAAUUUCAUACAGGUACAGCAUUACUUGUUUAUGCUCGUCAUUUAAAACAAUUUUAUCGAGAAGAAUAUGGACAAAUAUUAGCAAAUUAUUAUAAAAAAUUUAAUGGUAAACGACUUCAAACAGUUGAUUUUAUUACAUUUGUUGAUGCAUUUUGGCGAUUACGUGAAGAAUAUGAUAUUCAACAUAGAAUCCAAGAUGCUUGGGAUAAAUGUAAUAAACAACAAUUAUCACAUGCAACAAACGAUUCUAAUGGAGAAACAAUUUGUUUUUAA
Rotaria sordida is the source of this 2253-nucleotide messenger RNA. The record is from the annotation of a GenBank genome assembly. Lineage: Eukaryota; Metazoa; Rotifera; Eurotatoria; Philodinida; Philodinidae.